AUCGGGAGUGCCAGCUCUAGGUUAUCGGCCGGGUUCCCACUAAAUUCCAACUAACUGUAUUUACUUAGCUAGAACAUGUAAAUAAAUGAGAAAAUAUGGCUGUUUAUCGUCCCCGAGGAACUCUAGCCCGCGUCAUCCACGCAAAGUUCCACAAUGAUAACUCUCUGGAAAACAUAGACACCAGAAAGUGGUAUUCCCUGGCCUACGACCUGCCCCAGCACUUCCAGGUCAAGUUCGUGGCCCUCGAGCCGGACGCGACAACGUUGGGUUGGCUGGAAAGAGCAAAGGCCCUCUCGGCGAACAUUUGGACCCACUUGUGGCACUCCCUGGCAAGAUCCAUUCUCCAGUUCUUUAUGACGCAGACCGACAUCAAUGGCUUUCUGAAAAGGGGCUCUAUGUUCAUCCUGUCGGAGGCGCAGUUCCACAAACUGCUCGUGGCGGGCGGCUUUUCACCAGCAUCUGCCGUUGAACCGGUGACGCUACUGGACAUCGGCGCUGGGGAUGGCGAGAUUUCGCUGCGGGUUGCAAACACCGUUGCCGAGCUGAGUGGCAGUGCCGGUCUCCGGGUGUUUGCCACGGAGGCCAGCUGGACCAUGCGGGAUCGGCUGAAGAAGCUGAAUUUCAACGUAAUCAACGAAAUUGGCGCACUACAGAACGUAGAGUUGAUCUUGUGCCUCAACGUGCUGGAUCGGUGCUUUGAUUCGUUCAAGCUGCUGGAGGAUAUACACGUUUCUCUCGCUCCCAAUGGCAGAGCCGUGGUGGCCUUAGUACUUCCAUACAUGCAUUACGUCGAGACGAACACCUCGCACUUACCACUGCGCCCGCUCCUUGAGAGCACCGGGCGGCAGACGUCGUUCGAGGAAGAGGCCAGCCGGUUCAUGGAGCUGCUGGAGAACUGCGGCUUUCGCGUAGAGUCCUGGACGAAGGCGCCGUAUCUGUGCGAGGGAGACCUGCAUCAAUCGUUCUAUUGGCUAAUCGACCUAAUCGUUGUCAUCUCAAAGAAGACAUUCUAGAUCCGUGCGCUCGGCUGGCUUCACAGAUCCAACACAAUCUACCGAAAAUAUUGUAAUCGUUUUCCUUUUAGCUGUAAUGUCCGUGGCUGCUGCAUUGAUAAACUGAGCAUUUAUACUUAUUAAACGUAGGCUAUGAAAUAGGUAAACAAUUUAUUCUUAAAAAAUUACCAAAAAUGUUUAAAUUAAAGUGCGACAUUUCAAAUCCUGUUCGAAA
Drosophila kikkawai is the source of this 1227-nucleotide messenger RNA. RefSeq names its product protein-L-histidine N-pros-methyltransferase. The record is from RefSeq and is a predicted model, not a curated record. NCBI's taxonomy places the organism in Eukaryota, Metazoa, Arthropoda, Insecta, Diptera, Drosophilidae. Gene Ontology annotation, molecular function: protein-L-histidine N-pros-methyltransferase activity.